This is a messenger RNA of Hemicordylus capensis (graceful crag lizard), 7002 nucleotides long. RefSeq names its product phospholipase C like 2 (gene PLCL2). Bases 1214 to 4564 code for a protein of 1116 amino acids. Gene Ontology annotation, biological process: lipid metabolic process; regulation of synaptic transmission, GABAergic; intracellular signal transduction. Gene Ontology annotation, molecular function: inositol 1,4,5 trisphosphate binding; phosphatidylinositol-4,5-bisphosphate phospholipase C activity; GABA receptor binding. The transcript is spliced from 15 exons. NCBI's taxonomy places the organism in Eukaryota, Metazoa, Chordata, Lepidosauria, Squamata, Cordylidae. The record is from RefSeq and is a predicted model, not a curated record.
UUUCCAAUUGGUAUAGCUGGUGAUUCUGUCAAUGUCUGAUGGCUUUGUGGGUGGAGAUUACUCAGGUCAUAGAUACAUUAAGGCCUAAACAGUCUCUCCCACUGCAGAGGUUGUUCCACUUCCUGGUUGUACUAGGAACAAACAAGCAGAUGGAUGAUAGCUGCAACUCAGGUGGUGAACAACUCGACGUUGAACUGACCGAACACAGCAAGGAAAAAGGUCAUUGGAUGUGAAGGAGGAGGCACAGCUAGGCUCUUUCUAGAGCAUGUUCAUUAUUUUGAAAUUACCUGCUUCCAAAUUAUUAUUGGUUGCAUGUCAGAUUUAACAGCCAUGAUACUGUUGACCCAGCAUGACAUCAUCCACUCUCUCUGCUGUCCCAUAAUCAUUCAGCUGUGUGUUCACCAUGUGUGCUGGUUACUUUCUUCAUUCCUAAAAAGAUUUUGACUAUUUUCACCACCUGGACCUGGCAACCCUAUGUAAGAGGAGUGUGAUCUGCAGAUAUUAGCAGGCACAGAGCAAACAAGAAUCAGCCAAGGGAGGGUGCCAUUCUCCCUGCUCUACUACCAUCACCAACAUCUCAGUUGAAAAUAUGCUCACAUGGAAGUAAUUGAGUGUGAUGAGUCUUACUCCCAACCAGGAUUCCUCAUCUGUGUGUGAGAAGAAUAUUGUGACGACUUACUUAGAUCUCUGGAGCGUUCUGAGGUCAAACAUUAUCAAGAUUUGAGACAUAUGAAUCAGCCCAGAAGGGAAGCCGCAGCAGCAAGCAAGCAACCACCCUGUCUCCAACGGCCAAGCGGAGAGGAGGGAAAGCACAGCAGCCACAUGAAUCAGUCUCUCUGUGCGUAUCCGGCUUCAGGCAGAGGCGGCAACCAUAUAGCGGGGAAGUGAGGAGGGAGGAGGAGAAGCGGCUGUUACUGCAGCCCCAGCAAGAGCGACGGCGACUUCUCCUGUCACCUUGUUGCGGAGGUGCUGAAAAGCCACCGCGACUGGUGCGGGCGGAACCGGGAGCUCGACGACAUUGCCCGGAGACUUGACAACCUUUGCAGUUUGACCAACGGUCAGAGAGGGGGAGUUUUGCAACCCGCGUCUCGGAACCAUCCAUCGGAAAAGCGGAAGGAGAAAACGCAGCCCCUGACAAGCUGCUGCGGGAGGAGGGGAAGGAGAAGAGGAGAGAGAGGGCAAUACUGUUGCCUCUCGAGAACCAGCGAGGCCGAUGGCGGAGCUCGGCAGCAGGGGAGGUGGCACCAGCAGUAGGGGGAUCACCUCCUCCCCGAGUCCAGUGCAAGGGAAGGCGGCGUUCAAGGCAGGAGAUGGGGAAGGAGGAGGCGGCGGCGGCGGGAGAGCCCACUUGGACAGCGCGGGCAAUAGGGUCUCCAAUGGGGACUGUGCUCUCGUGGGAACCAGAGAAGAAAGAGAUUCAGCCCAGCCUGGCAGCCCCAGCACAGAAGGAGGAUAUUCCACCCUGCAGCCAGAAGGCAAAUCUGGCAUCCCCAGGAAAACCAGUAUCAUCAAGGAUGGUACAAAGCAAAAAAGAGAACGGAAAAAGACGGUGUCAUUUAGCAGCAUGCCCACUGAGAAGAAGAUCAGUAGUGCAAGUGACUGUAUUAAUGCCAUGGUUGAAGGCUCGGAACUUAAAAAGGUUCGGUCCAACUCUAGAGUAUACCCUCGGUACUUUCUUUUAGAUGCAGAUAUGCAGUCUCUACGUUGGGAACCUUCAAAGAAGGAUUCUGAAAAGGCCAAGAUUGACGUUAAAUCCAUCAAAGAAGUGAGAACAGGGAAAAAUACAGAAAUUUUUCGUAGCAAUGGGAUUUCUGACCAGAUAUCAGAAGACUGUGCAUUUUCUGUUAUUUAUGGAGAUAAUUAUGAGUCUCUAGAUCUUGUUGCAAACUCUGCAGAUGUUGCAAACAUUUGGGUUACUGGGCUAAGGUACUUGAUAUCUUAUGGAAAACAUACACUAGAUAUGCUAGAAAGUAGCCAAGAUAAAAUGCGGACUUCAUGGGUUUCACAGAUGUUUAAUGAAACGGAUGUAGAUAAUUUGGGGCGUAUAUCCUUGUGUAGAGCUGUGCAAUUUAUAAAAAACCUAAAUCCUGGUUUGAAAACAAGCAAAAUUGAAAUAAAGUUCAAAGAGCUACACAGAUCAAAAGAUAAACCUGGUACUGAAAUCACCAAGCAAGAGUUUAUUGAAGUUUUUCAUGAGCUUUGCACACGCCCUGAGAUCUAUUUCUUGUUAGUUCAGUUUUCUAGCAAUAAAGAAUUUAUUGAUACCAAGGACCUUAUGAUGUUUUUAGAAGCAGAACAGGGUAUGGCACAUGUUACUGAAGAGAUAAGCCUUGAAAUCAUUCAUAAAUAUGAACCAUCCAAAGAGGGUCAGGAAAAUGGCUGGCUUUCUAUAGAUGGUUUUACAAAUUAUCUUACUUCACCAGAAUGUCAUAUAUUUGACCCAGAACAUAAAAAGGUGUGCCAGGACAUGAAUCAACCUUUAUCUCAUUAUUUUAUAAACUCAUCUCAUAACACAUACUUGAUAGAGGACCAGUUCCGAGGCCCUUCUGAUAUCACAGGAUAUAUUCGUGCUCUGAAAAUGGGAUGUCGAAGUGUUGACUUGGAUGUGUGGGAUGGUCCUGACAAUGAGCCUGUAAUUUACACAGGGCAUACAAUGACAUCGCAGAUAGUCUUCCGCAGUGUAAUUGACAUUAUUAACAAAUAUGCAUUCGUUGCUUCGGAGUACCCUCUUAUUUUAUGCUUAGAAAAUCACUGUUCUCUCAAGCAACAAAAAGUGAUGGUUCAGCAUAUGAAGAAAAUAUUGGGAGACAAGCUCCACACACAGUCUCCAAACAUCGAGGAAUCUUAUCUGCCUUCUCCUGAAUCUCUUAAAGGAAAAAUACUAAUUAAAGGCAAGAAGCUAUCUUCUAAUUGCUCUGGGCUUGAGGGAGAUGUUACAGAUGAAGAUGAGGGAGCAGAAAUGUCCCAAAGAAUGGGGAAGGAGGGUGUGGAGCAACAGGCUAUUGUGAUAGUGAAACGGUUACAGCUCUGUAAAGAACUUUCAGAACUGGUGAGCAUAUGUAAAUCAGUUCAGUUCAAAGAUUUUCAAGUUUCAUUUCAGCUUCAAAAAUACUGGGAAGUUUGCUCAUUUAAUGAAGUUCUUGCCAACAAGUAUGCCAAUGAAAACCCUGGAGACUUUGUGAAUUACAACAAACGUUUUCUUGCCAGGGUAUUUCCUAGCCCUAUGAGGAUUGAUUCUAGUAAUAUGAACCCACAGGAUUUUUGGAAGUGUGGCUGUCAGAUAGUGGCAAUGAACUUUCAGACACCUGGAUUAAUGAUGGACCUCAACAUUGGUUGGUUUCGACAAAAUGGCAACUGUGGUUAUGUAUUGCGGCCUGCUAUCAUGCGGGAAGAAGUAUCUUUCUUUAGUGCAAAUACAAAAGACACUGUGCCAGGAGUUUCACCUCAGCUUCUUCAUGUUAAAAUUAUUAGUGGACAGAACUUUCCCAAACCAAAAGGGUCAGGUGCCAAAGGUGAUGUUGUAGAUCCUUAUGUCUAUGUAGAAAUCCAUGGGAUCCCUGCCGAUUGUGGAGAACAAAGGACAAAAACUGUACAUCAAAAUGGGGACAAUCCAAUUUUUGAUGAAAGCUUUGAAUUUCAGAUUAAUCUACCUGAACUUGCCAUGGUGCGAUUUGUGGUGCUAGAUGAUGAUUAUAUUGGGGAUGAGUUUAUUGGACAGUACACAAUUCCAUUUGAGUGUUUACAAACAGGUUAUCGGCAUAUUCCACUUCAGUCUUUAAUAGGAGAAGCUUUAGCACAUACUUUCUUGUUUGUACAUGUUGCUAUUACUAAUCGAAGGGGUGGAGGAAAGCCUCAUAAACGGGGUCUUUCUGUCAGGAAAAGCAAGAAAUCUAGAGAAUACGCCUGUAUGAGGACAUUAUGGAUUAAAACCAUUGAUGAAGUAUUCAAGAAUGCUCUCCAGCCCAUACGAGAUGCCACGGAUUUGAGGGAAAACAUGCAGAAUGCAGUUGUUUCAUUCAAAGAGUUGUGUGGCCUCUCUCCUGUAGCAAAUCUCAUGCAGUGUAUUCUGGCAGUAUCUACACGGUUGGUGAGAUCUGAUAACACACCCUUGGUGGUAGUGAAUCUCAAUGAUCAAUAUCCAAAUAUGGAAUUACAAGGAAUUGUUCCAGAGAUUUUAAAAAAAAUUGUAACAGCAUAUGAAACGAUGAUUUGUACAAUCAAGACUCUGAUAGAAAAUACAGAUAAUGUAUAUGAAAAAAUUGUCCAGUGCCAAAAAGCAGCAAUGGAGUUCCAUGAAAACUUACAAAGUAUCGGAACUAAGGAAGGUUUAAAAGAGAGAAAACUACAGAAAGCAGUGGAGAAUUUUACCUGGAAUAUUACAAUUUUAAAGGGCCAGGCUGAUCUUCUCAAAUAUGCUAAAAAUGAGGCACUGGAGAACCUAAAGCAAAUCCAUUAUGCCACUGUUUCAUGUGGACUGAAUAAGCCAGGAUCUGAAAAUGCUGAGGUGUCAAAGCCCCGUCGAAGCCUGGAGGCUAUACCUGAAAAAACAGUCAUACAGCAGUAAAUAACCUCACUGUAAGCUGAAUAUACAAAACAAGAUCUGCCUCCUAAUAUUUCUGCUAUAAACAAUAAAAUGGGGUUCAACAUCACAAGGUGCAAUAAAUUUGAAGCAAAUGAACUGCUGGAAUAUGUUUUGAUUCAGACACAGACGGAUAAAACAUUUUGGUAUAAUCCAACUGCCUUGUUGUCUGAAGCCAUCAUCACAGACUGUCAUCCUUUACCAGUCUUCAAGCAACUCAGCAGAGCUGGCGAUGGCAUUAUCUCCCCACCCCCCGGACAUUUGCAUGAAUACUAACUUUUGCUUUAGCUUCCUCCACUUUCAAGAAGUCUUGAUGUCUCAUUUCUCUACCACCAUACAGGCUAUCAGGUUCCACCAUCUACCUGGAGCUCCUCUACUUUUAAACACUCCAGAUGUUUGUUGUCACAGUUCAGAGCAAGUCUAAACCUAUCUAGCUCAUCCCUCCCUUAUAUGAACAUCUUAAAUGCAUGAAAGUUUCAGGCCAGCCACUGCAAGAUUAAUACCUCAAAACAACUAAAAUCUCUGGGAAGUUGUGCUUGCUAUCUGUGCCUGAUCUACUUUUGUUUUCUUUACGAACAGAAGCUUCUUGGUUAAGACUAAAUCACAGGAAAAGCACAGUGCAAUGGUUUCCUUUGAUGGUGCAAUCCUAUUUGCUGGGGCUCUUUGUACUGCAUUGCUCUUUUCUUCUAAAUAAAGGCAAUUGAAUGUAGAUCUGCAGAUGGAGCAAGCCAAGUCUCAAGGAAAACCACAGAAACUUUCCCAAAUACUGGUUUUCAACUUUCAGUAAAUAUGCAAUAUGACAUCCCCUUCCUGUUUUGUACUGCCAGCUUGGUUCAUUGGCUCAGGAAGCCAGCAUCAAUCAGAGUACCAAAGUCACAUCUGCUUUAGCUGUAUGAUAGCAAGAAAUCAAAUCAAUAACAGAAAUAGUUUAGCAGGACUGUUGGAUAGGCCUAAGCAACAGGCAGAGCAAUAUUGAAAGUGACAUACUGAUAAAAUGAGAUUGGGGAUUAGGAUGUUGACUGCCAGGCUUCAGACCGGUCACCAGAAAACUGAUGACAGCUCCUAGUCAAGCUUUGUUACACUAUCCAAACCAAAGCUGUAUCCUGCCAUUCAUCACCUGUUCCCAGAGUGAGAUGAAAAGCUCUGUCUCGUCCAAGAGAACUUCCAAAAGUUCCAACUUUUCUUCUGUCUUGUCCCUCACUAGCCCAAGGCAAUAUUCAACUGAUGGCUGUAGACUCUCCUGAGACAUUAACUUAAUUGUGUCGUGCUGUGAAUAAGGCUCUAGACUACCACUCAGCAGUUCUCCAAGUCUCUGAGAGAUUUCCACCAUGAGCAAUGUUUUUCAGAUGGUGUUUACAACUGACCUGCUCAACCUCAUUUAUGAUGACAUCACUGGAACCACAGCCUGUGCCUUUGAUCACUCCAACGCACUCUCUCUGUUUCUUCUACUGUGUAGGAUUUGCAUCAGUGUUAAAGGAGUUGCGGACUGGAAGGGAAGAAGAGUGUUUCAUAGUGAGGUGGUUAAAUGCCAUAGAACAUCACAACAACUGAUAGUGUGAGAAAUGAGGGUGUGUGUGAAAGAGGGAGCGAUUAACGAUGCAAAGAGUUUAUCAGGAAACCGAUGCAAAGUUAAUGGCAUUUUACAUACAGUGCCUCUAUGAGUUGUUUCUGUGCGGUUUUUAAAUGUCAUCUAACUGCAUAAAUUCCAUUCAGAUGUAGCCAUUAUUAUGAGAGCAUCCAUAACAGGAAAAUCUAAUUAGGGGAUAAAAGGCUUCUGAGGGAUGAAAUCCUUUUUUCAUAUUGAAAUGGUAAUGAAUUAAAUGCAACUCAAGGAUAUUAUUUUUUAUGACUAGCACAGAACUAGCAAACCUACCACAACAUAAUUAGGUGAGCGGGCUUUUCUGCUUCCCUCCUCACUAACAUUGCCAACAGUCGUAUUAUAUGAGAAGUCCCUCGCUCUUGUCCCCUACAGGACAACAGGAUCCUGCCCCCACCCCAUAUUAUUGGGAGAGCCAGGGGCUCAGCCUUAUCCUGCAAUGCAUUUGCACUGAGUCCUCUGAAGCCUGGGUGAAGUCCAUAUUAUAAUGUGAAAGAAACAACAAAGUUCACAAAAGAAGUCCUAAUUGUUCUGCAAAGUUGCAGAGCAACUGACUGUGUUUAUUUGCAUCUUGCCAUUUGCUAAUAGUUUACUUAUCAAAUAAAUAGACCCACAGAUUCCUGCUGACUCACCACUUCCGGCAGAUAAAGCAGCCUUUCAGUGAUGCUUUCAGUGACAGCCACAGCAAGAUCGAGCAGGGAUGGAGAGGGGGAGAGAGAGAGAGAGAGAGAGAGAGAGAGAAACUGGGGGAUUCUGUUAAAUUUUCACCUGACACUUGCUUUAUGUCUAAGUGGAAUGUUCUGUGUGAAUAAGAAGUUUUGUGAAA